AUGGAUCAUCCCGUGGUAGUCAAAGAGCCUGGUGGCAAGUAUUCUCCUGAUUUAUUGAAAGCUUGUGAAGAUCACUUCAGUAGAAUUUACCCAGACUAUGUUAACGCUAUAGAUCAUGAAACUGUCAUGUGUCCACCGGCAUUUCCUUUCGAAUACAUCGCUCCAACGGGAGAGGCUUCAGGAGCAAUUCCCCUUUCUGAAAUCGAGAAAGUGAAUAUUGACGGAGAUAGCGCCGAACUCGAAUUGUUCUACGUUUUGGAAAAGUUUGGGAAUGAAACUAACCAACCGAUGUUCGUUGUACCGAAAGUAAAAGUUGCGAAGUUCAUCACAAAUGUUAUUCGCCAAAAGGUGCCGCUUGAUCGUCAGGCUAAUCUGGGGAAAGUAAACUUUAAGGACGCCGAAAUCGACUUCGCGAUUGUGCAUCAUCACAUUGGUGUCAUUCUCAUCGAAGUGAAAUCAACAAGAAAGUUUUCUAAGUCACUUCAAGGGAAAGCACGAAAACAGCUUCAAACUAGUGAGCAAAUAAUUCGGGCCCUUUUGCAUGUUGAUCAUAGUGAGGAAAUUUCUAUUCCUGUCUAUAAGGUAAUUGCCAUGCCAAACGUAAGCGAACCUGGUCGAGGAAAUCAGCAGUGUAUCAGUCUUCGAGGAAUUGAUAUUCUCUCGAAAAGCAGUUUCACAAGCUGGUGGCAAAGUAACUUUGUUUCAAUGGAAUUUGUCAGCGACGAAAAGCAACAACUUCAAAAGCUAAUAGCCAUUUUGGUUGGCCAGAAUUGCAAUGUCAGCUCCAAAACGCUGUCGGAUGUUCAUGAGAAGAUUGACAAGCAGAGUUUUCUCCGAAAGAGCCAUGAAAAGUAUGCUAAGCAGGGUGGGAUCGGGCCGGAAUUGGUCGUGAAAAGUGCUGAUCAACCGGGGCAGAAUAUCCUAACAGCAAAAUUUUUGUUUCUGAACCUCGAGCAGUUGCGCAUCUGGAAUGGACCACGGAAACAGUUCUUCAACGGUUCAUCUGGCUGUGGAAAAACAAUUCUGCUUCAGUUCAAAGCUUUAGAAUGCGCUAAAAAGAAAAAAGAAAAGGUGAUUAUCGUGGCACCCUCUUCACUGACUAAUCUUUACAGAGAGUUUUUCGAGGACAAUAUGGACGACAACAUUUCCAGUAGAGUGACUGUUUGUUCCCCUCCUGAGUUUUCCGAGCUUCUCCAAAGAAGAGAUCUCGAAGCAGAGUUUCACUUCUUUGUUGAUGAAAUGCAGACCUUCGAAGCCGAAAUUCCAGACACGAUAAAACUGUUGGAGAAACUUCUGGCCCAAAUCACAGAUCGAGAUUGUUAUUUUUGGGUUGCUUAUGAUUACAUGCAAAGGAAUGAAGGCGUUGUUUCUCAGGAUGUAACAGGAGGGCUGUCCAGCGCAGCAGAAAUUCAGAAUAAAGCGCGGGAGCUCUGCAAAAAGUUCAACGUUUUUCACCCUCCUUGCUUGAAAACGGUAAUGCGAUCUACCUUUGAGGUUUACAACUUUGUUCAAGCGUUCGCAAAGAAGUCCCUUCUCGGAUUAUCACAGAGAUUAAACCAACCUCAAUUUGAUCGUUUUGAACAAAAAACAAAGGAACUAUUCGUUUCUUUUGCUGAAAGAUACGAUGUCUCAAACUAUCUUGGCCAUCACGUUUGUGGACCAUCUGUUUCAGUGUUUGAGAACUCUGAUUUUAAUUUCAUUGCAAAUGUCAUAGAGGACGAAGUCAAAAGGUGGACAGAAAGUGACUUUCUACAUCAGGUCGCUGUUCUUUUCACUUCAUCCUUCCCCAGAGAAGACUUGUCUCGUCUAAUGACACAAAAGGGGAUUCCAGUUUGUGAUGUAAACAACAGUAACAGAAAUGCGGUAGUAUUGGAUUUUGGACACAACGCUCAUUCAUACGAAUGGCGAGUGGUAGUGGCAAUUUCCUGGCUCAAUGAUGAACUUGCCAGUAAUUACCUCAUGUUUACAAGGGCAGUAUCGCGACUAGUGGUGGUAACCACAGACGAGAAGAUGUUUCCUCAUAAUCACCUCGGCAAGCUUCCAGACUGAGUAAUGU
This is a messenger RNA of Pocillopora verrucosa, 2056 nucleotides long. RefSeq lists its product as uncharacterized. The record is from RefSeq and is a predicted model, not a curated record. NCBI's taxonomy places the organism in Eukaryota, Metazoa, Cnidaria, Anthozoa, Scleractinia, Pocilloporidae.